GAGACAGUCGUAUUCCAGCAUGGACUUUGUCUAGAUUGAAAAAAAAAAUCAGUGAUGGAAAUACUUUGAAAUAAUUUUUCUCUGUUAUUUUUGUGUGAAAGAAAAAACUGUUCAAAAGUGAAUGAAAAGGUAAAAUGUGCGUAUUCAAACGCAAUAAUGAAGUGUUACAAAUAAUCAGCUGAAUCCUUGCACAGAACCAAUAAUUAAUCGUGCUAAACGAAGACAUAAAAUCACAGAACUGUUAUCAAUUCAAAUACAUUUGUUUUUAUAAAGAAAUGGACUAUUCCACUGGAACGCAAAGGUGAUGCGCAUUUAUAAAAUUAAACUUGCGAUACCAACCGGCAUUUUUGUGUUUUUUUCCGGCUUACUCAUCGGACGCUUUAAGUUUGAAAAACGGUUUUCGUACUGUUGUACUGAGAACCACUAAAUACAGCACGUUAUUUGAAAUCAGUGAACUCAGAUGUAUUGCAAUAUUUUACCGAAAAUAUAAUUCAAUUGUGAAACAACUACCACACCAAUAAGACCGAACAAAACAAAUGUGUUGACAAUUUUUUUCCCACAGAAUAUCGUGUGUUUUAUAGGAGAAAAAUCGGUCGACUUAGUUGUUUAUUAGGGUGGUCCAAACUGAUUUAUCAUGAAGUGGUUGUCGUUCUUUUUUAUGCAGACAGUGAAGGUAAACAAAAUUUCAAAAUGAGUGUUGAUGUUGCUGCUGAAGGCAAUUUGGAUGUGCUUUCCGCCGAAGUUGGCGAAUUCGGCCUGUUUCAAAUCGUAACGUUUGCAUUGAUUUGCGUUCCAACUAUGAUUUCGUCGACAUAUAUCGUGAAUUAUGUGUUUACUGCGAACAUCAUGGACUAUAGAUGUAAAGUGCCAGAGUGUGAUGUUGGUGAUAAUAAUCGUGAGAUAAGCUAUGAUCAACCAUGGUUAAAAUAUGCGAUACCACAUUCGAGCAACGGUUAUGAGAAUUGCGUUCGCUACGCACCGAUAAAUUCGUCAGCAUCGUCACAUGAAUGUAAUAUCAAUAAUUUCAACUCGUUAAAACAGAUCAAAUGUGACGAAUUCAUCUACACUACAGACGAAUCAAAUGUUCAAACAGAGUUCAACAUCCAUUGCGACGAUAGCUAUAAACUCGCUUUGAUCGGAUCUGUGAACAAUAUCGGCCGAUUUUUGCUUUUGCCGCUGACUGGCAUGCUCGCAGACAAAUUCGGGAGACUACGCGUCAUCAUCAUUGGCAUGUUAUGCUGCAGUAUUUUUGGUAUCAUCAAGUCAUUUUCAGUUAGUUAUUCAAUGUAUAUUACGAUGGAAUUUUUCGAGGCAUCAGCUGGUACCUGUACCUUUAGUGGAAUUUAUGUGCUUGCUAUGGAAUGGCUCAGUUCGAAGUAUCGUGCAUUAGGAGCGUCGAUAGUUGUCACAUCAUUCUCGUUUGGAGAAAUGUUGUUAGGCAUUGUCGCGAUGUACGUACACAAUUUCCGUUAUUUGCUUCGUGUUAUAUACACUCCUGGACUGUUUGUCAUCCUAUACUUCUGGCUGGUACCGGAAAGUAUUCGUUGGCUGCUGAUAACUGGUCGUGUUGAUCGUGCGGUCAAGAUUCUCAAGCGAAUUGCCAAAGUCAAUGGGAAAACAUUGUCGGAUAAAUCGGUUGAAAUGCUUCACCUGCAAUACUCAACCGAAGCGAAAACCAAUGCAGCAAAUGUAGAAAAAAACGAAAAUAAACUGUCGAUAUUCCAAGAAAUUAAAUUAGUUCUUGGAUCGCAAAAACUCGGUUUGCGUUUGUUGAACUGUUGCUAUCAAUGGAUUACUUGUUGUUUCUGUUACUAUGGGUUUAGUUUGAUUUCGACACACAUUCCGGGCACCGAUCGGUACACUAGCUAUAUCAUUGUGCAAGCGGUUGAAAUUCCCGGUGCGUUACUGCCAGCAUUGUUUCUCAAUCGAUUCGGACGGAAGAAAUUGCUAUUCUGUUCGUUGACUUUGUGUGGAUUGGCGUCAAUGACAGCACCAUGGAUACCAAAAGAGCAAUCGCUGUUCGUUCUGGGUUUGUUCAUGAUUGGCAAAUCAUCAAUUACCUUUGCAUUUAACGUACUGUACAUCUUCACCGCUGAAUUGUGGCCGACCAACUUGAGAACAACAAUCAUGAAUUCAUGCUCAAUGACUGGGCGAUUGGGCGCUGCGGUUGCGCCACUUACAACGCUACUGAUCGCAAAAACGCCAUUCUUGCCAUUCUUAUUGUUCGGAAGCGUGGCCAUAUUCGCUGCCACUUUGGUUCUACUAUGCCCCGAAACACACGAGAAAAAACUACCAGAUUCGGUGGAAGAAGCGAAAGAUCUCUAAUUUUAAAUUGUACCAUUGCAUUCAUACCGCCUAAUAAAUAGUGUUAAGAGAACGUUUUCUUAAUUCUACAGUCAAGAAAAGAAGAAGUUUUGUUUUCAUUUUUUCCAUUGUAAUUCGUAAAGGGCAUUAUUGCCAAAGUCGAGUUCUAAAAAUAGCCUUGGUUACGAACCAAUAUAGAAUGAAUACAAUAACGCAGUAAGAACAGGCAAUGGAGAAAAAAUGCGUUGCGCAUUUUCAAAAAAUACAAAUAUUUAUAUUGAAUUUCAUUAUAUUUAUCGGGUGAAUUCGAUUCAUUUAAUUUUUUUGCAUGCUUUCGAAUGUUUAUAUUGAUGUUAUUUAUGUAAGAAUAUUGCGAUCAUGCCAUUAUUAUACCAACGAAAGAGCAACAGAAUUGUGCUCAAGCGGUAAACAUGCAUAUUCAGCGUCUGUUCAAUUAGUUAAGACUCGAUAUGGUGAAAAAAAUACAACGUUCAUUUAAUUUCAUAACAUGGA
Sitodiplosis mosellana (orange wheat blossom midge) is the source of this 2817-nucleotide messenger RNA. RefSeq names its product organic cation transporter protein-like. Gene Ontology annotation, cellular component: membrane. Gene Ontology annotation, molecular function: transmembrane transporter activity. Gene Ontology annotation, biological process: transmembrane transport. The coding region runs from base 691 to 2325 and encodes 544 amino acids. The record is from RefSeq and is a predicted model, not a curated record. NCBI's taxonomy places the organism in Eukaryota, Metazoa, Arthropoda, Insecta, Diptera, Cecidomyiidae. The transcript has 8 exons.